AUGGACUCAAUUGAAAAAGAUUCUAUUGAAAAAAGUUCAACAAUUGGUUCUGAUGAAAACUAUCUAAUAAGUGACAUUGAGUGUACAAAUCUUGUUCCAUGUAUAUUGAUAGAUAUUUUUGAUAGACAAAUAAAACGUUGUCCAAAUUAUACAAAGCCAGGACAUACUCUUUGUGUCUGUAUGUCACAUUUUACAUUUGAUCAAAAUCGAUUACAUAAAAAAAAUCAAAAACAAAUACGAUCAGUAGAAGAAAUUUAUAUUUAUCGAUAUCGAAAUAUACAAGUACCUUAUGUAGGACUCCAAGUGUGUUCAGCUUUUAAUGAUGACAAUAGAAUUGCUAAAAAAAAUAACAAUAAUACAAACCAAGCAGCACGUUAUAUAUGUUCACAAGAACAUAAUCAUGAUACUAUUGAUGCUCUUAAAUUAUUAGGACGAUGA
Molecule: messenger RNA, 438 nt
Organism: Funneliformis mosseae
Lineage: Eukaryota; Fungi; Glomeromycota; Glomeromycetes; Glomerales; Glomeraceae
Source: the annotation of a GenBank genome assembly